Saccostrea echinata is the source of this 1227-nucleotide messenger RNA. RefSeq names its product multiple epidermal growth factor-like domains protein 10. The coding region runs from base 188 to 967 and encodes 259 amino acids. The transcript is spliced from 7 exons. Gene Ontology annotation, molecular function: scavenger receptor activity. The record is from RefSeq and is a predicted model, not a curated record. Lineage: Eukaryota; Metazoa; Mollusca; Bivalvia; Ostreida; Ostreidae.
AUAUUUUAUUGAAUCUCAAGCAUGCCAAAAUGGAUACUUUGGAGAAAAUUGUAUAAACAAAUGUAACGAUACAUGUAAAGAAUGUAAUAGAACAAAUGGUGCGUGUGGGAAUAGAUGUCAUCCUGGAUGGAAAGGAGAAUUCUGUCAUGAAGAAUGCGACUUUGGAUUCUACGGAAAUAAUUGCAGCAUGCCUUGUGGAAAAUGUUUUCGCUCAGGACAAUGUCAACCAGUUAAUGGAACAUGCAUGAAUGAUUGUGAUGAGGGGUUUGGAGGAAUAUUUUGCGACAAAACUUGCAAAAACGGAACAUUUGGACGUAACUGUUUAGAGACAUGUAACAGUACAUGUAAUGGCUGUAACAGAACAAACGGUAAAUGUGACACUGGGUGUCAUCCAGGAUGGAAGGGUGAAUAUUGUCAUCAAGAGUGCGAUGAGAAUCAGUAUGGAAUGGGCUGUAAAGAGACAUGUGGUAGAUGUGUGGAUGGAGAACCUUGUCUUCAUGUUAAUGGUUCCUGUAUAAAUGGUUGUGAAUCUGGAUACUAUGGAAAUAAAUGUGAUAAAGUUUGUGAAUUUGGGUUUUAUGGACCUAACUGCAAAAGUUCCUGUAGUACGUUUUGUCAAGCAUCAGGUGACUGUCACCACGUGACCGGGGCCUGUAAACUGGGCUGUAAACCAGGCGUAAAAGGAAAGGGGUGUUUUGAGGUCCAAGAAGUUGAAAAGGACUACAAAAAAGAGUUUUUUGGCAUUCUGGGUGUCUUUUGCUUCAUUCUAACUCUUGUUGGGUUGUACGUGUUCUACAGAAUCAUAAAAAGGUAUCGGAGAACCAGGAAGAGGAAGCUUUCUCUUGUGAAGGAUUCUAUCAAUCUCAAAAAGGACGCACAGUCAGUAGCUGAAGAUAAUAAGGUGAACUCUGACAAUAAGGAGACCAUUGAAAUGGAGUCAUCUCCUGACUGCAACAAAGAGAAAUAAGAGGAGAAACUUUUUUUUUUCUCGAAGAACAAUUAGCAUUAUCUUAAAUUUAUCUCAAUUUUCCUCCAAAAACAGGGUCGACUUAGGGAGGAAAUCUUGAUAAUUAUUUUUUGACCAUUAGUCCUUUGUUUUUUGUGGGGUUUCUUUUAACAAUAUCUAAUAAUUUAAAUAAUAAUGUAUACAAGGUUGUACAUCAAAAAUUCAUAAUGCAGUUAUAUGGUAUAUACCUUUUUUCAGCACCAUUAAUAUGAUUUUUCACA